Molecule: messenger RNA, 2447 nt
Organism: Erigeron canadensis
Lineage: Eukaryota; Viridiplantae; Streptophyta; Magnoliopsida; Asterales; Asteraceae
Product: protein WHAT'S THIS FACTOR 9, mitochondrial-like
Exons: 1
Coding region: 62-1843 (593 amino acids)
Molecular function (GO): RNA binding
Source: RefSeq, a predicted model, not a curated record
UAUACUUGGAUUAAUAAAAGAUGUUAAACCCUAAUUCAUUUCUCUCAAAACCCUACAAAUUAUGAAUCACCAACGUUUAAUACUCAGUGGGUACCUCCUCCGACCACGGCGACCUAGCCGCCAUGACCACCACCGUUACCACACAAGCUCAAUCGUCUCAUCAAUCAACUGGGUCCGUGACAGAGCACUUGACCACGCCGUGGAAAAAGAAAGAGAUCUAAAACCCAUGAUCAACAUCAAAAACCUCUUAAUCUCAGAACCAUCAAAAUCUCUCCCAAUUUCAAUCAUUUCCGACAAGAAAACAUCCUUAGGUUUAUCAAACAUCAUUCGACCUAUCGAAUUCAUUCGAAAAUACCCUUCUGUUUUUCAAGAAUAUCUGCCAGGUGGAAUUGGUGUACACCCACAUGUCAAAUUAACGCAAGAAACACUUGACAUACAUUCCGAAGAAGACCAUUUUCUCGAUACGAAUGAACAAAAAAUCGACGUUUCGAAUCGACUUUUAAAGCUUUUAAUGUUGGGUAGAGUUAAUAAAUUGCCACUUGAUGUUAUUGAUAGAUUAAAAUGGGAUUUAGGGUUGCCUAAUGAUUAUAUAAAUACUAUUGUUCCGUGUUUUCCGGAUUAUUUUCAAGUUAGUAGUAGAGGAAAUGAGCUAGAAUUAGUUUGCUGGAAUAACGAAUUGGCGGUUUCGGUUAUGGAUGAGAAGAAAUUGAGUUCGUUUUCGUUGCAGUAUUCGCGUGGUUUUGAGAUGGAUAAUAAGUUUAAGAAAUGGGUUGAUGAUUGGCAGAAACUACCUUACGUUUCACCGUAUGAAAAUGCGAAGAGUUGUGAUGAAAAUGAGUCGGAUAAAUGGAUAGUCGGGUUAUUACAUGAGAUUUUGAAUAUAAUGGUACCUAUGAAGACGGAAAAGGAUAAUUUGUUGAUUCUUGGAGAAUGUUUGGGUGUUCGGUCGAGGUUUAAGAGGGCAUUGUUAGAACAUCCUGGGAUUUUUUAUGUUUCAAGUAAGUUGCAUACGCAUACGGUGGUUUUGAGAGAAGGGUAUAAGAGAGAUUUGUUGGUUGGAAAGCCGGUUCAUCCGUUGAUGUCUUUGAGGUCUGCGUAUAUUCAUUUGAUGAAUAUGGUUAAGAGGGAGGAGAAAAAUAAGUCUGAGGAGGUGGACGAUACGAAAGAUUCUAAUGAAGGGGAAGAAGAGGAUGAAGAUGAAUGGAGUGAAAAUGAGAGCGAAAAUGAACAAGAUUAUGAUGAUUCUGGACGUGACGAUGUUACUGAUGGUGAAAAGGAGAAUGACGUUGCUGAUGGAAGAGCGAAAAUGGAUCGUGAGGGGAAAAAUGAUGAUUCUGUAAAGAGAGGCAGGAGGCAAGAUGGUGAAAAUGGGAAUACACGGAUUAGAGGGAAACCAAGUAGGGAAAUGAAGUUUACUGAUUCGCCUAGAAGAAACACUCCAAAUGCAAGGAGUAGUGAGAAUGAUGGUAGGAGGAGAGGCGGAGGCAGAGGCAGGGAAAGAACUAGGAAGAAUGUGGUUAAUGAAAAGACGGAUUCAAGAAGUAAUCGGACGUCUGAUUCAAGAACCACUCGGACGUCUGAUUCAAGAACCUAUCAAAGGUCCGAUAGGAGAACAAAUCAGAUGUCUGAUAGUAGAACAAAUGAGAUGUCGGAUAGUAGAACAAAUCAGAUGUCUGAUAGAAGAUCCAAUCAGAUGUCUGAUAGAAGAACCAAUCAGAUGUCUGAUAGAAAAGAGAGACGGGAAACAAAUGGUCCAAGAGGUUUAAGAACAGAGGCUCCAGGUGCUCGAAGAGAUUUUGGCAGAGGAUCCAACAGAUCGGGUGCUUCAAGGACUAGGGAGUAGGGAGGGACGAUUCUAGGCUGUAGCUGUUUAAAACAUAUGGAAUAAGUUCUUUUACAGUAAUACUUUGGCUGGCUAUAUGUGCUCUCUCCAUGUGUUCAAUUUUGUGAUCAAGCUUUGUUUUAAAGAAUCGUAAUCAAAGAGCAGUUUUUAUAGUCAUUCAACUGAUCAUUUACUUCAAUUUAGUUCAGUUUCACCAAGCAACACCUUGCUUUUAUUAAUGGUGUGAUUAGUAUUACUUGUUGAUUAUGAUUGUGGUUACAAACUAGUACUAAAUUGGAUAUGUUUCAUGUAGCCUUUCCUCCAUGUACAUCAAACAAUAUAUCAGAAGCAGAUAAUAAAACGAGUUGUAUGAGAUUGCUAAAGAAGCUGAAACAAGAUGGAUUGACGAUAACAAUGUAGGUACGUUUCUGCUAAUAUGGCAAAUUGAGUGGGUCAACAUGGGUAACAAGCAUUAAGAGAAGAUUGAAAAGUUUAAGUGAUUCUGAUACAAAUGUAACAGAGCAUCGAUAGAAGGUUGCAAACUGCUUGUCUUUUCCAAGUUUCCAGUAAGUUGUAUCGAACCUUUGAUUGAACAUAACUAUAUAUAUAUAGUGUGUUUUUAUUA